AUGGCUCCCAAAGGCAAACAAACAUCGGUUGAAUUACGAAAAUUGGUUAUUUCGCAUAGUCAGGAUGGAAAAUCAGUUCGCGAAAUUGCCAAAAUUGUCCAACGGAGCCAUUCAACCGUUCAGGAUAUAAUUUCAAGGUACAGAAAUGAAAAUAGGAUCCUUAAUAUAAGCAGGAUAGGACAGGGGAAAAAGUUGACUGCAUACGAAGAAAAGCAACUUGUUCGGGAAGUCAAGGAAAAUCCUUUCUUAUCCUCGGAAUCUCUGAAGGUUUUUUUGAAGGAGACCAGGAAUAAGGAAGUGAGCAAUGAAACAAUCCGAAGAGUUUUUCGAAAACAAGAUUUAAACGGCCGCGUGGCUCGAAACAAAGCCAUUCAUAAGCGAACAAAAUAG
Molecule: messenger RNA, 390 nt
Organism: Eupeodes corollae
Lineage: Eukaryota; Metazoa; Arthropoda; Insecta; Diptera; Syrphidae
Exons: 1
Coding region: 1-390 (129 amino acids)
Biological process (GO): DNA transposition; DNA integration
Molecular function (GO): DNA binding
Source: RefSeq, a predicted model, not a curated record